CAUGCGUUUAAAGGACAAAGCUACCUCUCUUUACUCUCUCUCUUGUGGGCACGUUUUUUUUUACAAGUCAAAAAUAUAGUUGCGAGAGUGCAUUUCGAUACGUAUGUACAGAGUUUAAUGGUCCAGUCAUCUUCUUACAUGUUUCUCGACUCCGUGACGCAGACAGGCGUUUGACAGAAGAGAAUGGAGUCUGUCUUCUAGGCAAGUGCGCGCGCGUACAGUUUUCGUUAAUUGCACUUGGACUGUUAACCCAAACGUGUCAAUUUCAUGGAAAAUAUUACGACGUCUCGAGAUUGCGGUACACCGGACGAAGCUGCAUUCGAAGAUCUCGGAAGAUCUAGAGUACAAAAUGAAGCCUUUGAUCGAAUUCGAAGAAUGUUUACGAGAUACACCGAAAUUUCGAUCCUGUAUCGAAGAGGAGGAGAAGAAUAUAGAUCAACUUGAACAAAAAUUAGAUAAGGUGUUGAAGAAUUGCAGCUUAACCAUUGACACUGGAAAAGCCUUUGUUGGACAGCAAAAUCAGUUUGCUAAUAGUCUAUGGGAGUUGUCUACGUACUUUGGUGAUGAUCCCGAAAUAAUGGCAUUCUUAAAUAAACUUAUUCAUGCCUUGCAAGAAAUGAACAAGUAUCACACUAUUUUGUUGGAUCAAGCUUCUAGGACUGUAAUGAAAGAUCUUAAUAAUUUUAUUAAAUGUGACAUCAAGAGAGUAAAGGAAUCUCGGCAUUAUUUUGAAAGAAUUUCUGGUGAUCUCGACAUUGCGCUAAAUAGAAAUUCUCAAGUGCCGAAAUCUCGGCCUGCAGAAUAUGAAGAAGCGUCGAAUAUCCUGUCGGCUACUCGAUCGUGCUUCCGACACACUGCGUUAGAUUACAUUCAUGUAUUGACGAUGCUGCAAGCGCGCAAGCGACACGAAAUAUUAGGCACGUUGUUGAGUUAUAUGCACGCAUGUAUCACUUAUUAUCAUCAAGGUAGCGAUCUCGCCCAGGAUCUAGAUCCGUUUCUGAAAGAUCUCGAUGAAAACUUAGUCAAGAUGAGGGGUGAUUCAAACAAACUUGAAAAGGAAAUGGAAAAUCGGCACAUCUAUGUUAAUAAUCGAGAUCUGAUUCCGUCUCCGGUACCUGGCAAUCCCAAGAUGGAAGGAUACCUAUUUAAAAGGACCAGUAAUGCUUUCAAAACCUGGAAUAGGAGGUGGUUUUGCUUAAAGGAUCACCAAUUGGUAUAUCGGAAACGAACAGGUGAUGAAGGCUAUACAAUUAUGGAAGAAGAUCUGCGAUUAUGCACUGUAAAACCUGUGGUUGACUGCGAAAGGAGAAAUUGUUUUGAAGUUUUAAGUCCGGCAAAGAGCCACAUGUUGCAAGCAGAUAGCGAAGAAACAUAUUUGGCUUGGGUGACUGCUAUGCAGCAAGCUAUCGGUGCUGCCAUUCAGAGAGGUAUGAGUAUAGGUUCUGGUGUUAAUCCACACGAGUCGCAAUCACGCGAUAAUAAGGGUCCUGUGAGAAGAUUAACAAAACCAAGAUCGAGAGUAUGGGAACAGUUAUUAAAGAUCUCAGGUAAUGAAGUAUGUUGUGAUUGUGGUGAUGCUAACCCAAGGUGGGCCAGUAUCAAUCUAGGCAUUACGCUUUGCAUAGAAUGUUCUGGUGUACAUAGAAGUCUUGGAGUGCACUAUAGCAAAGUUCGCUCCUUGACUUUGGAUGAUUGGGAACCAGAAAUAUUAAAAGUGAUGGCAGAAUUAGGUAAUUCUGUUGUAAACAGUAUAUAUGAGGCUCUACCUAUCCCUUCCGACAUUACUAAAGCUACACCAAAAUGCAAUGGUAAUAUUCGGGAAGCUUGGAUAAAAUUGAAGUACGUUGAUCGUAAAUUUGUGAAACCUCUGACUGACGUGAUAUCAACCAGGCAUCACGCCAGUCGAGAUCAAAAGCAUUUUCGAAAAUGGAGCGUGCGUAAAUUACGUCGCAGACCACGCAGUUGCGAUAAUAUCGAUAAUAGUACUCGCAAUAAAACGAUGUUGUUAUCCGUAAAAGAAGGUCAUCAUUCAACGAGUUCUGACGAUAGCAAGCACACGUCGAUUGAUAGCUUGAAUUCUGUUGGAAAAGCGAAGAAGACUGAACGGAAUUCAGUAAGUUCGGAUGACAGCGCUAACGUAGAUUUGAAAAAUAACUCUACUCUCUAUGGAAAGAUCUUAAAUCGUUCGCAAAACGAUAUGAACGAUGGUAAUAAACAUGUUAUUAAAACUACCGCAGCUAGUGGAGAAGCUGCAAGCAGCGAAUCAACGCAAGAUAGUAAUCUGUUAGAAAGAGAAGACAAAGUGAAUUUAUCGACAACGAAUACUAGUACACCUUCAGUUGGCGAAACGGAUGACAGUUCCAGCAAACACACCGAUGAUACCAAAGACGAUAAUAAAAACGUUUUGGAAAAUACAGAUCGAACAGAGAAGCACUGCAAUGAAAAAACAGAAUCGGAUAUAUUAAUGUUCGGUUGCGACGUACCAAAACCGAUUAUGGACGGCAACUUAGAAUUGAGCUCCGACCAAGAUUCAACGGCUGGUGAAGACGAAGAAUUUACCGAUGAAGAAGAUAUCGAAAAUCUACAUCCCGAGCUACUGCUUUACAAGGCUGCAGCGGCACACAAUUUGCCCGUAAUGUGUGCGGCAUUGGCAGCUGGUGCUGACAAAUUAUGGUCCAAUGUUAAUGAUAAAGACCGCAGCGCGUUGCACCAAGCGAUAAUAAGUGGGUCUGUCAUGUCGUGUGAAUAUCUUCUUUUGAAUGGCGCGCGAAUUAAUUGUCAAGAUGUCGAGGGAAAAACGCCAUUACAUUUAGCAACAGAAUUAGGACAUACUGCCCAAGUGUGCUUGCUUCUGAAACACCGUGCUGAUCAACACAUCGAAGAUGAAAGCGGAAUAAAACCGUUGUCAAUCGCUGUAAAAGAAGCAAAUGCUGAUAUCGUUACUUUACUACGGCUUGGCCUGCUAAAUGAAGAAAUGAAAGAUUCUGAGAUAGGCGUCACAGGCGAUGAAACAUUCAAUGACGUCGUUCGUGAUUUCAGCCAGUUGGCUUGCUCGCAUCCGGAACGACUGCAACGUCGAAAUGAAACCACGAAUCUGCCACAUAUGUCUGAAUGAGGUUUACAUAUUCUCAUAUAACUAUUUACAGAGAUUUACGCACGCGAACAAAUAAUAUCUUGAAUAUUAAAUUUGCAAAAGUUAUUGCAAAGUAUUGAUUGAUUAUCACAUAAAUGUGACUGAGAAAAUAGAUAACAUCUAGAAUCAUUUCACAUAAAAACAUCAUCAUUAUAUUCCUUUUAUUUUCAUGUGUAGGAAACUAUAAUUAAUUAUCUUGACAUUUAAAAUAAUAUUACAUUCUCUCAA
Nylanderia fulva is the source of this 3361-nucleotide messenger RNA. It is a transcript of the gene CenB1A, whose product is annotated as Centaurin beta 1A. The record is from RefSeq and is a predicted model, not a curated record. Lineage: Eukaryota; Metazoa; Arthropoda; Insecta; Hymenoptera; Formicidae. Gene Ontology annotation, cellular component: cytoplasm. Gene Ontology annotation, molecular function: protein binding; GTPase activator activity.